CUCUCUUUCAACACACUAACGCUACGUACCCACUCCAUGCAUAUUGAUUUUCCCUACAGCAUAACUUACGCAUAGGUCGCUCCUCACCAACCCCCACGAUCGGCGCAAAAGAGACACCACUAGCUUAGGCUAUCAAGCAUCAUCAUCAAUCAGUGAGGAAGAUGAUAGGGUGGGACGACGUGUACAAGGUGGUGGUGUCGAUGUUCCCGCUGUACAUGGCGCUCAUGCUUGGCUACGGCUCCGUCAAGUGGUGGCGCCUCUUCACCCACGAGCAGUGCGACGGCAUCAACCGCUUCAUCGUCCUGUUCAUCCUCCCCCUCUUCGGGUUUGAAUUCACAGCCCACAUAAAUCCGUAUGCCAUGAACUUCCGCCUCCUCGCUGCUGAUGCCCUGUCCAAGCUCGCCACCCUUGCUAUCCUUGGGCUUUGGGGGAGGUUCAGCAGCAGGGCGAGCUACAACUGGAGCAUCACGACGUUCUCAUUGUGCACGUUGACAAACCUGCUCGUCGUCGGCGUGCCAGUGAUGCGGGCCAUGUACGGCCAAUGGGGCGUCGACAUGGUGGUCCAGCUGUGCAUGGUACAGUCUUUGGUUUGGAUACCUCUGCUUCUUUUGCUUCUUGAGUUUAGAAACACGAGGAUGAUGGAUUCGACCACUUCUUCGUCUCCUCCUCCUCCCGAAAAUAAUGGCGUGGUCGAUGAAGAGAGGGAUGUAGAGAUGAGCGUUGUGAUUACGAUGGAAGGCGGCGGUGAUCAUCAUGAGAAGAGGAGUUACUGGUCAUUCGCGAAAGUGGUGUGGAUGAAGAUGGCCAUGAACCCUAACGUGUAUGCCAAUGUUCUCGGCCUCGCUUGGGCUCUCAUGGCUAGCAGAUUCAAAUUUACUAUGCCGAGUAUAAUGGAAGGUUCAGUCGAGAUCAUGUCGAAAGCGGGGACGGGCACGGCCAUGUUCAAUAUCGGGAUAUUCAUAGCAAUGCAAACGAAGGUGAUAGCAUGCGGCACGGGGCCCACGGUCUUAGGAUUGGUCUCAAGGUUUGUGGUGGGGCCGGCAAUCACGGCCCUUUGCUCUCUUGCCGUGGGCUUGCAUGGGCCUACUUUACAUAUCGCCAUCAUUCAGGCGGCACUUCCACAAGCCAUAGCUUCUUUCGUGUUUGCCAAUGAGUACGGGCUGCAUGCAAACGUCCUUAGUACUGCGGUGGUGUUUGGCACGGUGAUUUCUCUUCCGCUGUUGAUUGGCUAUUACAUUGGCUUGGAAUACGCUGCAUAAGGGCGAAUAUUGUUAAUUAAUUACUAAAUAAAGACAUUAUCCACCCUGUUAUUCCAUUCAUGGUUUAAUUUGUGAAAGUGCUCUACAAAA
This is a messenger RNA of Eucalyptus grandis, 1349 nucleotides long. Its product is annotated as auxin efflux carrier component 5. Bases 162 to 1259 code for a protein of 365 amino acids. The transcript has 5 exons. Gene Ontology annotation, biological process: auxin export across the plasma membrane; auxin polar transport. Gene Ontology annotation, cellular component: plasma membrane; endoplasmic reticulum. Gene Ontology annotation, molecular function: auxin efflux transmembrane transporter activity. The record is from RefSeq and is a predicted model, not a curated record. NCBI's taxonomy places the organism in Eukaryota, Viridiplantae, Streptophyta, Magnoliopsida, Myrtales, Myrtaceae.